GUGCGCUUCGGGACGCCUGGCGUUAGCGCGCAGCCUCCGCAGAGCUUCGAGCGGAUUCGGCUCAACCUGGGCGGCUGGCGGUUGGGGUGGCGGACACCUACCCCUCGGGCCGGGAACGCCCACCCUUCAGCACCGGGCCGGGCGAGGACUAGGCUGGUCCCGCAGGGGCCUGAAGCUGCGACGCGUCCGCGAGGGCCGGGCGCGGAGGUGGCGCCAUCGCGCGACUGUCUGGCUCGAGCGUGACGUCAGGCGCACGGGCGCCGAUUGGCCGCGGCAUGUGGCGCGGGCGGAUGCUAGUACGGGCCAUUGGACACACGGCCUGUGGGCGGGGCCGGGGAGUGGUCGGUGCAGAGAAGGGGCGCGUGCCCAGACCGGCUGGCAACUUGGUCCGGAGGCCGCUCAGUAGUGUUCUAGGUCAGAUAAGACAUUUUUUAACAAUGCCAGAGAUAAAUACUAACCAUCUUGAUGAGCAACAAGUUCAGCUCUUGGCAGAGAUGUGUAUCCUUAUCGAUGAAAACGACAAUAAAAUUGGGUCUGAGACCAAGAAGAAUUGUCACCUGAAUGAAAACAUUGAGAAAGGAUUAUUGCAUCGGGCUUUUAGUGUCUUUUUAUUCAACACUGAAAAUAAGCUGCUGCUACAGCAGAGGUCGGAGGCUAAAAUUACCUUUCCAGGUGAGUUUACUGUUCCUCCAGAAGAAAUUAAUUAUUUGACACGAAUUCACUAUAAGGCCCAGUCUGAUGGUAUCUGGGGUGAGCAUGAGAUUGACUACAUUCUGUUUGUGAGGAAGAAUGUGACUCUGAAUCCAGAUCCCAAUGAGGUUAAAAGCUACUGCUAUGUGUCCAGGAGAACUGGAAGAUCUUCUGAAAAAAGCAGCCAGUGGGGAAGUUAAGAUUACACCGUGGUUUAAAAUUAUUGUAGAGACUUUUCUCUUUAAAUGGUGGGAUAAUUUAAAUCAUUUGAGCCAGUUUAUUGACCAUGA
Otolemur garnettii (small-eared galago) is the source of this 980-nucleotide messenger RNA. It is a transcript of the gene IDI1, whose product is annotated as isopentenyl-diphosphate delta isomerase 1. NCBI's taxonomy places the organism in Eukaryota, Metazoa, Chordata, Mammalia, Primates, Galagidae. The record is from RefSeq and is a predicted model, not a curated record. Gene Ontology annotation, cellular component: cytoplasm. Gene Ontology annotation, biological process: isopentenyl diphosphate biosynthetic process. Gene Ontology annotation, molecular function: isopentenyl-diphosphate delta-isomerase activity.